Molecule: messenger RNA, 1850 nt
Organism: Ruditapes philippinarum (Manila clam)
Lineage: Eukaryota; Metazoa; Mollusca; Bivalvia; Venerida; Veneridae
Exons: 1
Coding region: 23-1168 (381 amino acids)
Biological process (GO): proteolysis
Molecular function (GO): serine-type endopeptidase activity
Source: RefSeq, a predicted model, not a curated record
CAAAGAUAGUUCUGUCGUAAAAAUGGACUGGUUGUCAUCCAGAUAUAUUUUAUACAUACUGAUAGUGGCAAACACCGAGUCACAGUCUCAUUUUGAAAAAUUCCAACCGACAUUUUAUCAGUCAGUGCUUGAUGAAACAGAUAAUGACUUUGGACAGGAAUCAAAUGUUUUCGAUAGACUAGAUGAGGACGAGAACAGCAGGCAGACGACAGGGUUCAUCUCUCUUAAUGUUGAUCCAUAUGUAGAAACACAGAUGUAUGGACCGGAAAACCUUCCCGACUUCUUCCGGUCAAAUAAUGGAUACUUAACAAGUGACAUGAAAGGAAAAAGAAAUGAAAACCACUUUAUGAACGGAGAUUAUAGACCAAUUUCAAAUUCAAAACGAUUAUAUGUAGAAAUGUUUCCUGAUACCCAGCCAAUAUCAAGGCAUAAAAUGCGACUUUUCCCGUAUAGAAAUGUCGUAAAAAUAUCGUCUGGGUGUACAGGAACGCUUGUGACUCCAAUUCACGUGCUGACAGCCGCACAUUGUGUACAUGACGGUCUCGACUUUAAAGACAACAUGGAAAUGUUGAAGGUUGAAGUAACAGAUCGGAUAGGUUACCGCGUCCAUUAUAUUGUAAAAAUAAACGUUCCAGUCAUGUGGUUGAAAACCCAAACGCUACCGGAAAUUGGUCGCGGGGCUUUCGAUUACGCAAUUUUACAUUUAAAUCUCCCAGUCAACGGUCUUAAUAAAUUUAUGCAGUUAUCGUUACCAACUGUGAAAACUUUAAACUCAGAUCUAGACUUUUUAGGAUUUAAAUCCAAUAGUUUAUGGCUAGCAUCAUGUAAUGCCGAUGAAAAUAUACUUUUCAUGAGAGGAAACAUAGUUCUUAGAAAAUGUAAGACUUCCGCCGGAAAUUCCGGCGCGGCCAUUUUCUCAAACAGUGUCAUAGACGGAAGUAGAAUUGUGGGAAUUUUGUCUAAUACAGUGACAACUGCUGCAGGCCAGUUUUCAGAAGAAGAGACAAACUAUGAAGCGAUAAUGCUUCUGACUUUACCAAAAUGUUUAGACAUAUGUGCUAUGACACAUCCUGAAGGGGAUAAAUUUAAUGACUGUGAAUCUAUUCGUCGGAAUAAUCAACAUUACGUUCAACUUGGUUCUAAACGUAUCAAACCAUUCUUUGGCUGAAAUCUUAUAUUAAUAUAGAAACAAAUAAAACAAAGCUCGUUGCUGUAAACUCGUUUUAUUUACUUAUGUACUUUAUAAAGUGUAAAACAAUACCUAAGAAAACGUUUAAAAUUGUUUCAAUGCACUGGUAUUAUAACGGAGCGGCAUAGCAUGCUCGGUAAUACCAUGUCUAUUUAUACCAUUGAAGUCAAAGUUAUACAUGUACAAAUCAGCGGUAAUAUAAAUGUUUCAUUAUUUUAUUUCGUCAGUUCAUUUAAGUCAUUUAAGAAAUGUUCUAUGAUUUACACGAUUAGCAGUAAUAUUUCAUGGUUUUAUGGAUUUUAAAAUAAUUCAAUCCCCUCGAUUUAUUCAACAUCCACACAAUUGAAUAACGGAUCGUGAUAAAAACGACAAUGAAACAGAAAGUCACAUGCGAGCUGAAUGGACAAAACAGGCUUCUAUUCUAUAAUUGGUAUCGGAUAUAACCAUUUAGUUCACCUCGCCUAUUAUCCAUAAUCACAUGGGAAGCAAUGAGAAAUAAAAACAGUUUUAUUUCCAUGAUAUUAUGAUGAUAAUCAGCAUUAAUACUUAAAUAUAAAUGAAAUGACGUACGAAUUUAAUCAACUUUGAAAUACCAUUAACAUCAUUAGCAAAUAAAAAUCACGUGCUACAUUUUACUUUUAUAUGUUUGAAUACACAUCAU